GCUAAGCAGCAGGGCCCGGGCUAUAAUGGCCAGAUUAGUUUUACACGGGAGCUUGAGGGCUGCAGGCCAGGCCAGCACCUUUGGGGGUCCCCCGGGAAGGGAGUGAAGCAGGGGAACGGUCAGUGCCCUGGAAGAUGGGACUUUGCCAGGCCCGGCUUCCUAAAACUGCCAAGCCUCUGAAUCCUGAACUGCAGGCGAUGCUGAAGUCACAAGUCAUCAUCUUCAUGCUAGGAGGCCCAGGCUCCGGCAAAGGGACACAGUGUGAGAGGCUGGCUGCCAAGUACCAGUUCCAGCACCUGGGCAUGGGGAACCUGCUGCGGGCGGAAGCCAGCGAGCCCACGCGCCAGGGGCGCCAAAUCAAGGACAUCAUGCUGAAAGGAGCCCUGGUGCCUUCAGGCUUCGUCCUCGACCUGCUGAACACCAACCUACUGCAGAGAGAGGAGGCGGCGAAGGGCUUCCUGGUCAGCGGCUUCCCCCGGGAGCUCAACCAGGCCAAGGACUUUGAGCGUGUGGUGGGGCGUCCUCCCAACAUCGUGAUCAUCUUGGACUGCUCGACGGAGACCAUGAUCCAGCGGCUGCUGCUGCGGGGCCAGACCGGCCAUCGGGCCGACGACCACGAGAGCUGCAUCCGCCAGCGGCUGGAGACGCACUACUCGCUGUGCGAGCCCGUCGUCAGCUACUACCAGGAGAAGAACCUGCUCAGAAACAUUCUAGGCGAGGAGCCAGAAGACGCCAUCUUCGCGAAGUGCUGCUCCGUCCUCGACAGCCUCCGUUAGGCCAGGUGCCUGCUGCCCUGCCCAGGGCCGGGACUGUGUUAAAAUAAAGGCUGAGGUUUGGGUCCUGGC
Molecule: messenger RNA, 845 nt
Organism: Mauremys mutica (yellowpond turtle)
Lineage: Eukaryota; Metazoa; Chordata; Testudines; Geoemydidae
Product: adenylate kinase isoenzyme 1
Exons: 5
Coding region: 135-776 (213 amino acids)
Biological process (GO): nucleoside triphosphate biosynthetic process
Cellular component (GO): cytosol; cytoplasm
Molecular function (GO): AMP kinase activity; ATP binding
Source: RefSeq, a predicted model, not a curated record